Messenger RNA from Nannizzia gypsea CBS 118893, 14787 nucleotides. RefSeq names its product midasin. The record is from RefSeq and is a predicted model, not a curated record. Gene Ontology annotation, molecular function: ATP binding; ATP hydrolysis activity. Gene Ontology annotation, cellular component: preribosome, large subunit precursor; nucleus. Bases 1 to 14787 code for a protein of 4928 amino acids. The transcript has 3 exons. Gene Ontology annotation, biological process: rRNA processing; ribosomal large subunit assembly. Lineage: Eukaryota; Fungi; Ascomycota; Eurotiomycetes; Onygenales; Arthrodermataceae.
AUGGAGGCUUUACCAGCUUCACCGGAGUUCUCGAUAGAGCCCGGUCUUUUACAUCAACUACCAGAGGAGCUGGCUCAAUCAAUUCUCGAAGCUCCAGCCAAUACCCAGCAGGAUCAACUGGUACUGGCAGCUCUAGACCCGAGCUAUACGGCUACAUUAUUCCCAUUAUUUGAGCCAGUAUUUGUGGAUAUAGCUGCCCGGUGGCUUCUACUAGACUUGACUGUUCAUCUCGAACAUGUCAUAUCGGCAUUUUCACGGAUUUUGCCGCAUUCUCCAUACCUACGAUCGUUCGCUGAGAAAGUUCUCCAAGCUCAGAAUGUGGGCUUACCACUGUUCUCAGAGCAGCGUCUAUCGGACUCUUCAAGUAUUAAGGAUGAGUCACUUCUCUCGUUACUCCUCUCGGCUUUUCGGCUGUUAAGUUUCGAUGCGGACACAUUUUCACCCUAUGUAUUUCCUAGCCAGCUUCAAGCUCUGUUCUCACAUACAAAUAAUGCCAUACGCUGCAUGGCAGUCCGCUGCUUCUGUCUGCAUAUAAAGGCUGCAGAUGCCAUUUUAGAGAACAUGCUUCACCGUUAUUGCGGUGACGGCCCUCUUGACAAUACCUGGGAGGGCCAGGUUAUUGAUUUCAGAUUGAUCAGCUUCUGGGAGGAACAAAGAUAUAAAGAUUUUGAAGCAGCUCUUGAUUAUGCCCGUCAAAACCGCAACAGAAGCUUUUUCGCGCUAUGGAUCAAGCAUUUCCGGUCAUCAAAUUAUACGGCAGAAAUUGGUGGCGUUCUUGUUCCUACUCUGAAGCAGAACACUAAUUCUCAGCCAUUCAAACUGGUACACACGCCUGCUGUUGAGGGCAAUCUGCGCCAGGUGGGAGAAGCACUCCUAUCCCAGGAUCCUUUAUUACUCAUUGGACAACCUGGGGCUGGGAAAACGUCUCUGGUAAUGGAAGCUGCAAGUGAAAUGGGCAUAUCAUCCUCAAUGAUAACCCUACAUUUAAACGAACAGACAGAUUCAAAAAGUUUACUAGGUGUAUACUCCACUUCAGGACAAAGUGGCAGUUUCAAAUGGCAACCGGGAGUCUUGACCCAAGCUGCAAGGGAGGGAAGGUGGGUAUUAAUUGAAGACUUAGAUCGUGCACCCGCCGAAGUGAUUUCAGUCAUAUUACCCUUGAUUGAGAACAGGGAACUUGUUAUUCCGAGUCGUCGAGAACACAUUCGUUGUGCCGAAGGAUUUCGCAUUAUCGCAACAAUGAGGUCCUUUUUGAAUAGUAGAGGGGAUGAUGUGGCGCCAGGGAUGACAAUGUUGGGCGGCCGUCUGUGGAAAACGAUUCGGAUAUCACCCUUGCCAGUGGAAGAGAUCUCACAAAUAAUCAAGAAUGAAUUCCCUCUACUUGACAUUACCCGAUAUGCUGAUACUUUCUUAACACUCUAUUCCCGAAUUAUCUCCACCUCCCUUGGACCUGGGAUGUCUAGGCGAGUACAAGGAAGACCAAUUGGCCUCCGCGAUUUGAUGAAAUUUUGCAACAGGGUCGAAACCCGGUUACGAAAGCUAGGGAUUAACAAGGGGAAUGAGUCGGUACCGGCUCGGAUAGACGACGAAAUUUUCAUGGAUGCUGUUGACUGUUUUGCAGCUCAUAUCCCAAAUAAUGAGCUCCGCUUAGCACUUGCAAGCAACAUCGCUGAAGAAAUGCAUAUUCCUCCACAGAAAUGGAAAUUUUGCCUAUCAGAACGUGUGCCAACUUAUUCUGAUGAGCUUUCGGAAUUAUUUAUUGGAAGGGAAAUCUGCUCGAAGAUAAAGUCACGGAGUAUGGCAGGGGUAAAGGCUAAUCAAACUAAAUCUUUUGCAGCGACGAAGAGUUCGCUACGGCUCAUGGAACAAGCUGCUGCUGCCCUUCAAGUGUCAGAGCCCAUAUUACUCGUUGGGGAGACUGGUAUUGGUAAGACCGCCGUCGUUCAACAACUAGCGGCACUCCUAAACCAGAGAUUGACAGUUGUCAAUUUAUCCCAACAAAGCGAGGCUUCGGAUCUUCUGGGAGGGUACAAGCCUGUUAAUCUUCGAUCUAUAGCAAUACCGCUGGUGGACGAAUUCAAUGCCUUGUUUGAAUCAACGUUCUCGGUCAAGAAAAACCAGAAAUUCCUAUCUUCCGUUACAAAGAGUGUUGCUGCUGGAAAUUGGCCUCGUCUAGUCAAUGUGCUAAAUGAGGCCGUCAAAAUGGUUUCGGACUUAUUUGGUACCUCCAAAAAAGCCCAAGCAGAUCUCAAAGAGGCAGCAGAACAACCAACGAAAAAGAGGAAGCUUGAUGGUCCAAAAUAUAGCGCAUUAUUGACAAAAUGGUCCUCAUUCACCUCGGACUUGAGGGAGUUUGAAGCCAGAGUUCUACAGGGGGAUGUCAAAUUUUCAUUCGCUUUUGUUCAAGGAAAGAUUGUUAAGGCCUUGAGAAAUGGGGAAUGGGUGCUUCUAGAUGAGAUCAACCUUGCAUCACCUGACACUUUAGAAAGUAUUGCAAGUUUACUGCACCAUGGGCGAGAUGGUAAUCCUUCAGUACUGCUCUCAGAAGCUGGCGAAAUGGAACGAGUUAUUGGUCAUCCAAGUUUCCGAAUCUUUGGAGCCAUGAAUCCUGCCACGGAUGCAGGGAAGCGUGACCUUGCACCUGGGUUGAGAUCGAGAUUUACAGAGCUCUAUGUCAGAUCUCCAGACAGCGACAUAGACGACCUGCUCAGUCUGAUACGUACCUACCUUGGCCUCUUGCUGAAUCAUGAUUCUCGCGUUGCCUCGGAUCUUGCAAAUGUCUACCUCGAAACAAAACGAUUAGCUAUGGAGAAUCAACUGACUGACGGUGCUGGUCAUAGGCCUCAUUUCAGUAUCAGAACUCUUGUCCGCACUUUAAUGUAUGUGACUGAUCAGGCGCAUGUAUAUGGAGUUCGUCGUGCUACAUAUGAAGGCUUCUCUAUGAGCUUUUUAACGCUUUUGAGCAAGGAUUCUGAACGUCUGGUUAUCCCUUUGCUGGAGAAACAUAUAUUCGGAAAAGUUGGGAAUGCAAGGUCCAUACUAUCCCAAACACCCCGAGAGGUCAAUGAUGGGGCGGCUUAUGUUCAAUAUAAGCAUUAUUGGAUGCAAAAGGGUGAUUUCCCACCUGAGUCUCAACCUCACUACAUCAUUACCCCUUUUAUUGAAAGGAAUCUUAUGAAUCUUGUCCGGGCCAGUUCAACUCGGCGAUUUCCUAUUCUAUUACAAGGACCUACGUCCUCUGGAAAAACCAGCAUGGUUGAGCACCUUGCCAAACUUUCCGGAAACCGAUUUGUAAGAAUCAAUAACCAUGAACACACGGAUCUUCAGGAAUAUCUUGGUUCUUACGCUACUUCUGAAGACGGCACUCUAAAAUACCAGGACGGCGUCCUUGUCGAGGCAUUGAAAAGAGGAUACUGGAUUGUACUUGACGAACUGAAUCUUGCACCUACUGACGUUCUUGAGGCCCUAAACCGUCUACUUGAUGACAACAGGGAACUUUUCAUCCCCGAAACGCAAGAAAUAGUUCACCCACAUCCUAACUUCAUGUUAUUUGCUACUCAGAACCCUGCUGGCCUUUAUGGAGGAAGAAAGGUAUUGUCUCGUGCAUUCAGGAAUCGAUUUCUUGAACUGCAUUUCGAUGACAUACCAGAAGACGAACUCGAGUUUAUCUUGAAAGAACGUUCACAGAUCCCACCUUCAUUCUGCACCCGGAUUGUCUCCGUAUAUCGACAGCUAUCUAUCCUACGCCAGUCGAAUCGGCUUUUCGAGCAAAGAAAUAGUUUUGCGACCCUCCGUGACCUAUUUAGAUGGGCAAUGAGGCGUGCAGAUGACCGGGAACAGUUGGCUGUGCAUGGUUUUAUGCUUCUUGCCGAAAGAGUCAGGAAUCGCCAGGAGAGGGAUGCUGUGAAAAGAGUAAUAGAAAAGGUCAUGGGCGUGAGGCUAGAUGAAACCGAGAUAUACAGUAAAUCUGUUGUUGAAUCACGCCUGAAACAUUUGUCUUCAGCAGUUUCAUCUAAUAUUGUCUGGACACCCGCCAUGAGGAGGCUCUUUAUUCUUGUGUCUGAAGCUAUUGAGCAUAAUGAACCUGUUCUCCUAGUCGGGGAGACUGGGUGUGGUAAAACUCAGAUAUGUCAGGCAAUUGCAGAAGCUUAUGGCAAAGAGCUUUUUAUUGUCAACGCUCAUAUCAAUCUGGAAACAGGAGACCUUAUUGGCUCACAACGACCUAUAAGGAACCGAGCUUCAAUCAUUCAGCAACUUGAGGUGGAUAUACCCCUAGUCUUAGAACAAGCCCAUGAAAAUCAUACUGGACCAUUUACCUCCUUUGAUGGCCUGAAAAGCGCGUUCUAUGCUGUGGAGAAUUCGGCCUUAGGCCAUUGUGACCCAGACCUUAUCCACAAAAUUAAGACCAAUAUAACAAGAGCAAAUUCUCUUUUUGAAUGGUCUGAUGGAAGUUUAGUCAGUGCCAUGAAAACUGGACAGCAUUUCCUCCUUGACGAGCUGUCUCUCGCAGACGAUUCUGUCCUAGAGCGGCUUAACAGUGUGCUGGAAACUACAAGGACUGUACUCCUUGCUGAGAAAGGGCCCGUUGACUCUCUUGUAACUGCUGCUGAUGGCUUUCAAUUCCUCGGUACUAUGAACCCUGGUGGUGAUUACGGGAAACGAGAGCUUUCUGCUGCGUUGAGGAAUCGGUUGACAGAGAUUUGGGUUCCGGAACUUUUAGAGGAUGACGACAUACUGCCCAUCCUAAAGGCGAAAAUCAAAUCACCUCUGCAUAAUGUGCCUCAAGGGAUGGUAUCGUUCGCAAAGUGGUUCAAGGAAAAAUUUCGAGGUUCAGCGCAAUCUUCAAUAUCAGUACGCGACUUACUAGCGUGGGUGGAAUUUAUCAACUCUUGUACCCAACUAGAUUCCCAUUCCGCUGUUAUACACGGUGCCUGUCUUGUCUAUAUCGAUGGCCUUGGUGCAAACCCAUCUGCAUUAAUAGCAUCUACCUCAGGUGACAUUGAGAGAGACAGAGUCUCAUCCUUAGAAAAGCUUGGGGCGCUAUUUUCGGUUGACGCCCUAUCAAUCUAUGCUCAGAACUCGACUAUGCAACUUGAUGGAAAUAACUUGAAAAUUGGUCAAUUCUCUCUAUCUCUUGGUCCUAAUUCGAACCCAGAUUCCAAGUUUGCACUUGAUGCGCCCACGACGCUGUCCAACACGAUCCGUGUUGCGCGUGGACUUCAAUCCAGCAAACCAAUUCUGUUAGAAGGAAGCCCAGGAGUUGGAAAGACAACACUCGUUUCAGCAUUGGCCCAGGUAAUUGGGGUACCGCUUACACGAAUUAAUCUGUCCGAACAGACUGAUUUAACAGAUCUAUUUGGAUCUGACGUACCCGUAGAUGGAGGCGACAUUGGUAGCUUUGCAUGGAGCGAUGCACCGUUUUUGCGUGCCAUGCAACAUGGCGGUUGGGUUUUAUUGGAUGAAAUGAAUCUAGCCUCACAAUCCGUGCUCGAAGGACUAAACUCUUGUCUCGACCACCGGCAGCAAAUUUAUAUUGCGGAGCUUGGCCAAACGUUUAAACGACAUCCUGACUUUGUCUUGUUUGCAGCACAAAAUCCGCACCAUCAAGGAGGUGGGAGAAAAGGUCUUCCAGCAUCUUUUGUCAACCGAUUUACUGUUGUGUAUGCGGACUCGUUUACAUCGUAUGAUUUGCAAAUCAUUUGCCAUAGGCUAAGCCCAGCCUGCCCAGAAGAUAAAAUCAACAAGCUUGUUGAAUUUAUUACUACACUAAAUACAAAGCUACUCACUGACCGUCAGCUUGGAGCCCUUGGAGCCCCUUGGGAGGUCAACCUCCGAGAUAUCUCUCGUUGGCUAAAACUACUUACUUCCAGCCCUACUGAAAUAUCGCCUUCGCAGUAUCUCGAUGUGAUCAUUUCACACAGGUUCCGGACUACUGCUGACCGGCUAUUCAUCUCUCGAUUAUAUGAGGAUACAUUCGGAACUGUCCCUGAAACAAAAAACUACUUCCAUAAUCUCAGCCCUUACUCGUAUCAAGUUGGCCUGGGAAAGUUAGACCGAAAUCUACAGUUGUAUGAGUUGUCAGUCAAUGAUUCGAAAGACUUUCCCCGAAGCUUGCAUGUCGCCGAGUCAAUGAUGCUCUGUGUGGAGAAUUCCUGGCCCUGUCUUUUAGUUGGGCCAUCCGGCUGUGGGAAGACUUCUAGCAUCCGACGACUUGCUGCUCUGAGCGGUGCUAAACUUGUGGAACUUGCCCUGAAUUCUGAUACAGAUGCCAUGGAUCUUAUUGGGGGUUUCGAGCAAAGAGAUGCUCACCGACAAUACCUUUCAUUUGCAAGCGAACUAGUUCGCCUUUUAAGAUAUCACAUUGUCACUAUCUUCUCCCAGGCGAAAGAUAGCAGCUCUGCCAUUAGUGAAGAGCUAGUACAAUUAUACCAAAUGACGAUGAAUAGCUCUUUUACUCCACAAGAGGUCUUGGGGCCCCUCUCUAAAGCAACUCAACACUACCCUGACAAGAUAUUCCACGCUAUUUAUGAGCAAUGCACGGAAAUUUGCGCGGGACGAGCAGAUGGAGAGGCCGGGUUUGAAUGGACCGAGGGCAUUUUGAUACAUGCUAUGAAACAAGGUAGCUGGGUGGUACUUGAUAAUGCCAAUCUUUGCAAUGCCACUGUUUUGGAUCGGCUGAAUUCUCUUCUGGAGCCUAACGGGUGCCUCAUUGUGAAUGAACGCAAGUCUCCCGAUGGCCUCGCACAGGUGGUUACACCACACCCUGAUUUUCGAUUGUUCUUAACAGUUGAUCCGCGACAUGGCGAACUAUCCCGAGCGAUGCGAAACAGAUCAAUUGAAAUUUUCUUUCUCAAAGAUGAGAUAACCCGCUCACACUUAGCUGGGGCGAGAUAUUUGAAUGAAUCUGCCAUAUACCGUAUUCGGGAGUGCCAGAAUAUGGUUUGUUUCCCUAAUUCACUUAGGAGCAAUCCUAGAUCACUCGGGAUUGGGCUUGAUCAUCUAUCCCCUCGGGACAUGGAAUGUCUUCAGCACUCUAUGAAACGAUUUGCACAACUGUGGUCUAAAGACUCGGCCAUGACACCGGAAAACGCAGAAUCGUUGUUUGAGAGCUACAAUACUCUCCUGUGUCGUGGCGCGCUUGUUGGUCGAUUAGUAGGCCCCGACUCCGGUGGAAUUAUUGCGUGCCAAAACGUCAAUAACCAAGAAAAGAUUGAGCCUAUUCAUCCACUUGUCAAUGAGCCACGGCUUGUGUUUUCUCUAUCAAUAGGGAGUUAUGAGACCAAGCUCUCUCAAGCAGCAAGGUUGCAAGAACUUCAACUACAAACCGUCCAGUUUUACCAGCAACUUUUGCAGACGGAAAUUGCUUCAAUGGGUAAAAAAUCGGGGGAAAUGAGCCUCAUAGAACGAUCGAUUACGUCUGGAACCAUACAGUCGCAUUUGAAAGAUUCCACCCAGCCAGUUUCUAGUUUCCUAUACGGCUGCUGCAAUGCGCUAAGCGAAUGCCUGGAGUCGUUGAUAUUGGAAUCAUGUCCCGGCGAGGCCCCUCAUCUACUCGAAGAAAUUUUGAAUUUUUGCUGGGACAUUUUUCAAUUAACCCAAUGCCAUCUCUUGGAUGAUGCUAUCUUUCUGACAUAUCUUCUUAUUGGAAAAAGCAUCAUUGUUAAGUUUGAUAAUCUGCAGCUCAACCUUGGAAAUCAGUUUAAAGAGCUUCUAGCCUCGUUCAACGCCAACUGGAAAUUGAGCAGUGGGGAGAGCAUGCAACGUAUGUGGAAUGCGUGGCGUCCUGCCACGCCUACCGAUCCCAGCCAAUUGGAACGGGGGACACAGUUCCAGGAGCUCCGAGCUAGAUAUGAUCGGAUAGCUUUGAAAUCGCGGGUCCCAAUCCAUGAGCUGGGCCGGCUUUAUGACCUAUUCAUCCACGCCCAAACUUCCAUUUUACGAGGUGCGGAUAGCACGUCCCUGUUGCCUGAAUUGAAUACAAUAAUAAGUCGUUUUGAGGCACAAUCUUUGAAAUGUGAUGUCUAUGACUCUCCUCACUUUGCUAAAGAGUUUGAAGCAUUAUGCCAAUAUAAUGAUCUGAUAGAGGCUGGGUCCUCACAUCCUGGACUGCUCCCCGGAUCUAUUAAACUACUAGCUGGGAGAGAAUCCUGUCCUGGUGACAUAUCGGCCAUUGCUAGUGCAGUCCCUGGACUACUGUCUAAACUUACGCAAUACUUGGGAAGCCAAAAUUCUAACUACGGCCCAUUGGCAUUACUUGGAGAUAUCUCCAAUUCUCUUGUCCAGAAAUUUGAAGACAUCGACCAGGUCCCUCUUGGCCAGAUGGACCUUCUAGGAUCCGAAAUUAACCUCCUAUUGAAUGGGCUAGCCGCAAACACCUCUCAACUAUGUACCCAUCAGCCUACUAUCCUUGGGUAUCAGAUGGUAGAGUUAUUGAAGGAGUUUAUACGUUGUCAUGCUGACUUGGCAGAUCAAGGCUCUCUAGAUACAGCGAUGCAAAGGUUGCAACAACUGUGCACAGGAGGAUGCGACGGUUUACAAUUUGCUAGUUCGACCGGCCAAAGCUAUCUAGGAGUUCCAGAAAAUGUAUUCUUCGAUUUUCUAGGGGAUAAAAUUCCAGUUUUACUCGGAAAUUUUGGCAAGACGCAAGCUAGUGAAGAGGCUAUCGGUCAACUUGGAGAGCUUUUUGUCAGGCUGUCUCUGGUAUUGCUACACCGUUAUGUCCCAAACCGGCCAUUUGAUCCCUCCCUUCGCCUGGCUGUUGAGCAUAAGCUCCAUUUGCAGAGGCAGGAUGAAAAGGCCACUAGAUUGGAUUGCCUCAAGACAUGUGAGCUUUUGUUUUCUGGUCAAACAUUGACCUUAAGAAUUCGAGGUGCAAAAGAAGAUCUCGCUCGUCUUGGAUCCGUACCCCCGAAUACUCCAGUGACCCGCCCUGGGAUCUCAAAACUGCAUGAGGUGCAAGCCCAAUUCACCAGCAUUCUCACCUCUAUCUUGAAUCAACCCGUUGACCAUAUCCUCUCAGCCUCUCAAAAUUCUAAUACCAGAUCAGUCCCCGAGGAUAUAACUUCCCAAGCGUCAGGGACGCUGCUCCAACUUAACAUCCGCCAGAUUGUCCGUCGUCUUACCCAAAACUGCCCUGGAUACGAGGACAUAACCAUACUACCUGUCAGGUUCCUCCAACUCCUAGAUCAGGGAAUUGAGUUGAUCCGUCAAAGCUCCGCAUGUUCUACCCAAUAUUCGUCCAUAAUCCAAUAUCUUUGCGCGGCAACCCCUUUCUUGGGAUCAAGGUUGCCAGAUCUAUCACUCGCUGUGGGUUCUUUUCCAAAUGGACCCCAAGGCGCAACAACAGAGGUAGACAUUCAGAGGCUUCUGCUACUAGGAGCUGCUCAAAAUAUUGAUAAACAGACUCUCUCAGAUUGUUCUCAAAAGGAAAUGUUACAUGGCAUCCUUGACCGAGCGUAUUCCUCGUGGAAAGAGAAGCUAGAAAAGGACCAAUCCCUGGAAGCAGAGAAGUCCAAGUUUUACCAUUACAGAGGGUCCUUUGAACACGAUGAGGAGUCGGAAUCUGCGGAAAUGCUUCAGAUGUUCCCUACCUAUGAUGAUGACCACGAUGAGGUCGGCAACGAAACCGAAAAUAACAAGCUUCAUGCUGACAGGCUUCGUAUGAAAUUUUUCAUAGCCUUCAGAGACCUCUUCGUGUCUAACAACAGGACUUCCCGCUUAAGGAAUGUAAUCAGCGAGGGUCUUCGCUUGGUCGGGUCAUUAUCCCGUAGGUUAGGGGUAACAAUACCGCAGGUCGAUCUCAAGUUCCACCUUGGGCCCAUUUUCCUACUCAUGGAAGACAUUCAUCGACCAAGCAAACCUGCUAACUACAACUUUUACACUGAUGCCAAUCUAGAAGAAGUAAAUAAGUUUGCUUCUCUUGUUCAGAAAGUGCAAGUUCGCUUUUUGCAGCUACAAGAAUCCUGGCCUGAGCAUGCAACCCUUGCCGAUGUCAUUGAAUGGUGCUCUAAAAUCUUCAAGUAUCGUCAUGGGGAGCCACUUGCUAAAUUUAUAACAAUGGCAGAGAAGCUUCACGGACAUGUGCAUGAAUGGCAAACAGUUGCAAGCAAAGAGUUUUCUGCAGCCGACUGCUAUAAUGACCUGACCUCGACGCUAAUCCACUGGAGACGCCUUGAGCUAUCUACCUGGUCCCGUUUGCUCGACGUGGAAGACGAGAAAUGCCUAGAACAAGCUGCAUCCUGGUGGUACAUGGCAUACGAGGUCAUCAUAGCAGUUCCACUACAAUUAAUACAAGAAAAGCAGCCACUAGACAGCCACAUUUCAGGCCUCCUGUCGACACUGGAGAAGUUCCUACAUGCUACCUCUAUGGGCCAGUUCUCAUCCCGCAUUGACCUCAUCGAUAAGUUCAAGCAACUCCUGGUCCUCUAUUCCCCUGACCUUCCAGCUUUGAGUCAAGUGAUCUCAGCGCUUGAUAACCUUCUCGGUCACUAUGGUCCUUUCACUUCUCUAGUCCAAACCUCCUUAAAAGAUGGACGGCAAAAACUGGAGAAGGAGUUAAAGGAACAAGUUCAACUAGCAAGUUGGAAAGAUACAAACAUCACAGCACUUCGUGAAAGUGCUCGUCGGUCUCACCAUAAACUGUUCAAAAUCAUCCGGAAGUAUCGUGCACUACUGGCGCAGCCCUGCGAGGAGCUUCUUGCAAGAGAAAUCCCAGAACUGACUCUGGACACCCAGAAUAUGGCAGUCUCUCAAACUCAUCCUCCCCAGGCUGUGAAUCCUGUUGCAUUAAGCCUUUAUCAGCAAAACCAAGAGCUGUGGAGCCAGCGACCGGCUCGGUUUCAAGCUCCAGAUGCCACCGCUACACACAUGUACCAGGUUUAUGAAAACGCCUUGCCAGGGUUUGAGGCUACUACUGAACUUGAAGCCAUUAUGGCCGACGUGGUUUCGUCCAUCUCCGACUUCAAAAGGCGAACACCCAAGACCCUGACAGAAGAGAACAAGGAUGAAGUCCAACAUCUCAAGACCCAAAAACGAAGUUUCUAUGCUGCAAAAUUAAAAGAGCUCCGUCAUAUGGGUCUCAGAUCAAAUCUUGGAACAGAUUUACUGGACAAGCAAAGCUCCGUUAGUCUUGUUCUCGCUACUACGUCUAGCUUUAGCGUCCCUCACUUGGCCCCCUUGUCCGUGAGCGCAGACAAAUACUUCCACCGUUUCCUUCAUAUAGUUCCAAGCAUACGUCAAGCGGCACGAAACUACUCUGAAGACUUGAGCAAUGUUGAAGCUGGUCGGAGUGCUGGAUUUACGGAAGGGCUUCUAUACCAGAUAAUGAGGCAAAGGGAGGCAUUAUCCCCCGCAUUAGCUUCAAUCGAGUGUCUAGUUAACAACGUCAAGUUAGCUACCGCUAUUUCAAGCAGUCCAGCAGUGACUACGCUUCUCAGCGAAGCAUCAUCCAACCCACAGCGCACAAUAUAUCACGCUCUUAAAUGGCUGCCAACAAUCAUUGAGCUGUCUUCAACGAUUAUCAACAUUCAUAGCAGGCACUCUUCUGUCGACUCCUCGGCAGUCGUAUCAUCUUUGGGUUCAUGGGGAAAGUCUGCAAUCUUGUUACAGAAUCGUCUUAUCGACCUUCCAACUCUUCCUGAUGGAUUAUCCUCUAAAUCUCAUCAGGACAUAGUCGUGGAUGCCGAAGAUUUGCUGGCCAGUAUGAAAUCUGAAAUACUGACUUUCAUGAAAACUCAACCCGAGAUUGCCUUUGCUCUCAAUCAGCUACUUUUUUGGACAGAAUGUGACUCUCGAGUCGCUCUACAAUCGAAGCCUGACGAUUCCUCCAUUACUUCAGUAAAGGAUGUUGACUCGUCUAUCCUCGUUGCAAUGAAUGCAAUACUUGUGACCGUACAAAGAGUCCAGGGUUCUUUCUCUAAUGCCCCCAUCUCAACCGAGGCUCCCGCCUGGUUAUCCAAAACUGAUGCCUCGUUUUCCAAGGCUCUCUCUGAACUCCACAUUGAUGAUAUUUCCUCUAAACUGGAAUCGGCAUUUGAUGUGAUUGGAAAUAUUUCCGAUCAUCACGAGUUGAGCAUUGCAGUUGCUGGGGUCGGUAUUAGCUUGCCGAUAUUAGAACAAUAUCAGGCCAUCUGCUUGGACCUUGUCAAUCGAUAUGUCGCCUUCCAUCAUUCUCUGUGCAAAUUGGGGUACACUCUGGGUAAAUCGUUCAAGCAGGUCGCCUCAGAAGGGUUUUGCAGCCCUUCUGAACCGUCCGAUCAGCAAGGCCAGCAGAGCGAUAAGGUGGAAAGCGGUACUGGGCUUGGAGAGGGUGAAGGGGCGGAGGACAUAAGCAAAGACGUCCAGGAUGAUGAGGACCUUUCGGAGCUUGCCCAGCAGAAACAAGAAGAUGGUGAAAAAGAGGAUAUAGAAGGGACAGAUGAUGCAGUCAACAUGGAUAAUGAAGAAUUGGAGGGCCAGGAGGGUGAUUAUUCCAAAGACGACGAGGAAGAGGAAAAGGACAAAUCGGAUGCUGAUGAAGGUGACGAUGAUGACUUAGACGAAGAAGUUGGGAGUGUUGACGGCUGGGAUCCUUCAGCGGUAGAUGAAAAGAUGUGGGACGGUGCAAAUGAUAAGGAACAGAAAGACACCGAGAACAACGAGAGCAAAGGGGAGGAAAAAGCAGAGGACAUGUCCGCUGCCACAGAGCAGCGCAAGGAAGAUGAAUCAGCCAAGAAGGAAGCUGAUGAGGAACAUGAAACCGUUGAGAGUGAUGAGGAAGCACCUGAUGACGAGAAGGAGGGCGUAGGUCGCGAAGAUAUGGAUGUGACCGAUCCCCAUGCGCAGGAGAAUGAGGUUCUUGAUUUACCAGAAGAUAUGGACCUGGAUGGCGAGAAAAAGGAGGAUGAAGGCUCCGAGGCGGAUGAUGGUAUGAGUGAGAUGUCUAUGGAAGAUGCUGCUGAUCAAGAUGACCUUCCGGAGGAUACCAAGGAAGACAACCCAGAUGCAAGGCCGGAAAGCCCUGAUGUUGACAUGGCGGAGAACCUAGAAGACGAUCAUGUGGAUGAAAAUGGCCAACAGGAAGAAGGGGCUGGUGAACAAGACCCAGAACCUCAGGCAGAUGCUGGUGAGGAUGAAGAUAAAGAGGAUAUUAUACCAGUCGAAGAUGAGCAACAAAAGGCCGACCCCGACAACACUGCACCCAGUGACCAGGUUUCAGCUGGCGUCGAACAAGAUCAGAGCAAUGAAAAAGGCACAUCCGGAGACGCAGCCCUUGAUCAGCCAGCGAAUAAAAUGGAAGAGGAUGGUGAGGGGGAGAGUAAAGGGGUUGAAGAACAGGGUCAACAGGGGAAGCAGUCUAACCAGGAAGCCGGUGAUGGAGGUAAUGAUGAGAAGCAAGAUCCACAGCUUCAGGCAUUCAAGAAGCUCGGUGAUAUUCUUGAACAAUGGCAUAGGUCUCACCGUGAAAUACUGGAGGCUUCUGAGAAGGAGAACGAACAAACUCAGGAUCAGGACAUUGCAGACAAAGAUGUAGACUUUGAACAUCUAGCUGAUGAACAGGAUACUGCAGAUACCCAAGCCCUCGGCCAGGCAAAUGAGGAGCAGUCUCAAGCAAUGAAUCAGUCUCAGGCAAUAGAAUCUGACUUCAAACCUCAAGACAAUGAGUAUCUACCAGAUGCACAGGAGAUGGAAGACAACAGCAACGUCAACAAUCUUGAGGACCUGAUGGAUGUUGAUGUUCCGGUUGUAUCGACUGACCAGCAACAACCUACUACAUCCAUCUCACGGUCUGGUAAUGGUAUAGAUUCCUCCUAUGCGGAUGAGGGUACCACAGCACAGGAGAAAGACGAGCUCGAUGAUGUUGAUAACCAUCUUUCCAUCAUUAACAUAUCAUCCGAUCUUACCCCCCUGACACCUCCAGAUGAAGCUCGUCGGCUGUGGACUCAUUACGAGUCUAUUACGCAUGAGCUUUCCCUAUCCUUGACGGAACAACUACGCCUUAUUCUUGCGCCAACCAUGGCAACCAAACUCAGGGGCGACUUCAGAACAGGCAAGCGGCUGAACAUAAAACGUAUUAUCCCUUAUAUUGCCUCUCAGUAUAAGCGUGACAAGAUAUGGAUGCGUCGAUCCGUACCUUCGAAGCGCAAUUAUCAAAUCAUGCUCGCAGUAGAUGAUAGCAAAUCCAUGCUUGAAGGUGCGAGCGGCCAGCUUGCAUUCCAGACUCUCGCUUUAGUUGCAAGGAGUUUGAGCAUGCUAGAGACCGGUGAUCUGUGCAUUGUCAGUUUUGGAAACGAGGAACACAUCCGUGUUGCCCAUGACUUUGGAAAGCCGUUCUCCUCCGAAGCCGGGUCACAGGUAUUCCAGCACUUCAGCUAUAAACAAACCGGCACAAACGUACGGCAGCUCAUUGCAGAUUCUAUUGCUCUUUUCCGCGAAGCUAGAGCCAAGAGGCCAUCCUCAUCGUCUUCGGGUGAUUUGUGGCAAUUGGAGUUGAUUAUAUCCGACGGCAUUUGUGAAGACCAUGACAGAAUUGCUCGCCUCGUCCGCCAGGCGCAUGAAGAGCGUAUAAUGCUUGUUUUUAUUAUUGUUGAUGCAGUUCAGGAAGAGAGCCGUUCGAUUAUGAACCUCUCCCAGGCAACUUUUGAAUCCAGCGGAUCCGGGCCUGGCGAGGGAAAGUGGAAGAUGAAGAAGUAUCUGGAUGGCUUUCCGUUCCCUUAUUAUUUGAUUGUAAGAAAUGUUCAGGAGUUACCGGCUGUUUUGUCUUUGGCGUUAAAACAAUGGUUUGCAGAGGUGGUGGAAAUAUCCUCAUAA